GUUAGAAACAUCGAUCGGCUGCCUCCUGCACGCUCCCGACUGGGGAUGUGCCCACAACCAAGGUACAUGCCCUUGACCAGAAUCAAACCUGGGACCCUUCAGUCCGCAAGCCGAUGCUCUACCCACUGAGCCAAACCGGUUAGGGCCCUGUAAGCAUUCUUUACAAAGCCUCUUUUAGAGUCAGAAUAAUGGAAACCAGACAAGAAGAAUGGAAUAUUGUGAUUUGCUGUACCUGCAUGUAGAUGGCAAAUAUUUAGAAAGGAGGAGUCUCAACUAGUCUUUCCUAAGUGAAGAAAUAGAAGAGAUGAGACAUACUAUGUUUGUCAUGACAUACAAUAUAGGAAGGCCACAGAAGAUGGGGAGCAGUAAAGCAUUUGUCCCUCUGACAUUGUAAGUUGUGUAGAAGCAGCAUGGUACUCACACUUUGAUGCCUGUUUUUUCUAGUGGGACCCUGUGCUGGAUGCUAGGAUAAAAAUGACCUGUCUAGGAGGCCAGGGCAUGUGUAUAAUAUGAUCCAAAGCAGAAAGAACUAGGCAGUCUUAGGAAAGGAUUAACUGAUGUGCCCUGGAAAUGCUGAAGAUGGAUUCUUGGGCAGAUGAAGCUAGCCCUUCCUAAAGGAGGCAGCAUAUCUAAGAAUAAAUACAACAAGUCCUUCCAAUCUCCUGAAAUGGGACCUUCUUCAUUAGUGCUGUAGAGAGCAAAGGCACCGAACCUCGAGCUACCUUCUACAAGAAGAAACAAAUGAGAGAGGCAGAAACAUAAGAGUAAAAUAUCAAUGGAGACCAAAACUAAUAUUUUUCAAGUUUGUUAAAAAGAAGCCCUUCAAGAAAAAGUUAUAAAUCUAAGGAUCUUGAAAUAUUCCCCGAAACAAGAAACAAAUAAUGAGAAAGUAUAGAAAAGUUUCUUUCACAGUGUGCAAGACUUGUAUGUUUAGAAAUCAAUGAGGAAUUAUGAUCAGAAAGUACUGAUGAAGACAAGUGAGGGAAACAGGAGUGCUAUGUGGAAGUUUGUAGACACCAGUCCCAUCCCUAUGGCCCAACUGAGGAGACUUAAGUUCAGAGAGUGACUCUUUUUACCCAACAGGGCACAGCACUGCAGCCCAAUGAUGUGUGCGUGCACACCCACCCACACACCCUUAAGCCCUUCUGAACUGACUUUACAAAACAGGAACUUAGCCCUUCCCCAGUGUUGUUCAGGUUGAGUGUAGCCUGUACACUGGAAGAUCCCUGGUUUGACCUCCCAGUCAGGGAACAUACCCAGCUUACGGGUUUGAUCCCCAGUUGGGGUGCUUAUGGGAGGCAAUCACAUCAAUGUUUUAUCUCUUUUUCCCUCACCCUUCCUCUCUAUCUCUAAAAUCAGUAAAAACAUAUUUAAAACAAAAACCCACAGAGGAACUUACUCCAGAAAAAACUUCAUUUCACCGUGAUAUUUUAUCAAGCUGGUCUGCUCUGCUGGGGUACAAAGUAAUCAGCUCUCUCUUAAUCCCUCAUUUGCUAGGCUACCAUUUUUUUUUAAGUAGUUCACUUAAGGCAUUAUUAUUGUUAUAAUCAUCAUUAUUACUGAGAAACUGAAACAUUGAGACAUUCACAUACCAUAAAGUUCACCCUUUUGAGGUGUACAAUUCAUUGAUUUUUCAUAUAUUCCUAAGGUUGUGCAACUACCACCAAUAUCUAAUUCCAGAUCAUUUUCAUCUUCCCCUAAAGAGAUCUCAUACCCAUUAGCCCUUUCCCAAAACCCUGAGCAACCACUAAUCUCUCUCUGUGGGUUUCCUACUCUGGACAUUUUAUAUCAAUGGAAUCAUAAAAUAUGUGGUGGUGUUAUAUGUCUGGCUUAUUUGGUUUAACAAUGUUUCUAUCUUCUUUGGAAAAAAUGCCUAUUCAAAUUCUUUGCUCAUUUUUUUAAUUGGGUUGUCUUUUUAUUAUUGAGUUGUAACAGUCCUUUAUAUAUAUUCAGGUUACUAGACCCUUAUCAGAUACAUGUUUGCAAAUGUUUUUCUGCCAUUCUAUGAGGUUCCAUUUUUGAAGUGUCCUUUGAAGCACUGCUGAGCUACUUUUUUAAAAAAUUAUUACUAUUUCAGAGAGGAAGGAAGAGGGAGAGAGGGAUAGAAACAUCAAUGAUGAGAGAGAAUCAUUGGUCAGCUGCCUCCUGCACAUCCCACACUGGGGAUUGAACCUGCAACCCGGGCAUGUCCCCUGACCAGGAAUCGAACCAUGAUCUCCUGGUUCAUGGAUCGAUGCUCAACCACUGAACCACCGUGCUGGGCUGUUGAGCUACUUUUAAUAAAUAUUAAAACAUCUUAAAACAAACUAAAUUAGGAAUAUGUGAUUGGUGACUGAAUUAUAGUUUAAAUUUAAUAAGCAUAAUUUUACAAGCAAACCAUUGUUUGCAGAACCACCCUUUGAGGCUUCCAAACUAAGAUUUCAUUAUGGUAGAGAUUGCUUUAUGGCAUUUAAACGCUAGGUGCUGUUUGGGCACUCUGCAUGUAUUAACGUAAAUAAUUCUCACAACAAUCCUAUGAGGUAGAGACUUAUCAUCAUAGUAUUGUACAGAACAGAGGCAGAGGAUGGUUAAGUAAUUUACCUGUAGCAGAGAUGGACUGCAGAUUCCAGUGCUCUUAACCACCUGUGAGACUGCCAGGAUGGAAUUAAACCAUUUCAAAGAACCCCUAACCCCUCGCUUUGGGUUUGAAAUAAUAGUGCUUUCAUGGUGUCUACACUCAAGGCAUUGUCCCUCUCCGUACCAAGUCAGAAACUAGUACCAAGUGUCUUCAUUGCUCCCUUUUCCCACAGUCUGGCUUCAGGACCUUCUCACUUCUCGGAGGGUGAGAGGCUUUAGUGUUUGGAAGUAAUUGCGAAGGCGCCAGCGUCCCCCAGGUGGAGUAGUGCUAAAUUUCUGGCAACUAAUGGGCUUUGAGGAACAGGGGGUUCAGCCCAAUGAGGCUCCAAGCUGAGUCAUGGGUGGAGCCAGUGGAGAGGGUGGAACGGAGUCCCUGCUGGGUGCCUACUGUGUGCAGCAACCAGCUUACCUGAGCGGAGCCAUGAGUUGGACCUGCCCACGUUGCCAGCAACCCGUUUUCUUCGCGGAGAAGGUGAGCUCCCUGGGCAAGAACUGGCACCGCUUCUGCCUGAAAUGUGAGCACUGCCACAGUGUCCUGUCCCCAGGAGGGCAUGCAGAGCACAAUGGGAGGCCGUAUUGCCACAAGCCAUGCUAUGGGAUUCUCUUCGGACCCAGUGGGGUGAACAUUGGUGGUGUGGGCUCCUACCUCUACAACUCUCCCAUUCUCACCCGUGCCAACACCACCCCCCUCGACCCCAGCAGUUUCAGCCCCCCAAGACCCAGGACUGGCCUCCCCCAGCGCAAGAAAAGCCCUUCCCACAUGAAGACGUUCACUGGGGAGACCUCGCUGUGCCCUGGCUGUGAGGAACCUGUCUAUUUUGCUGAGAAGGUGAUGUCUUUGGGUAGAAAUUGGCACCGACCCUGUCUGAGGUGCCAGCGCUGCCGGAAGACCCUGACUGCUGGGAGUCAUGCUGAGCAUGACGGCGUCCCCUACUGCCACAUCCCCUGCUACGGCUACCUGUUUGGCCCCAAAGGUGUGAACAUUGGUGAUGUGGGCUGCUACAUCUAUGACCCUGUGGAGAUAAAAUCCAAAUGAGAUGCUUACAGAAGUCACCCUAACUCAGGCCUCCCAUCAUCCCCUCCAUGAUCCAAUGGGAGCUACAGAAUUCUUCAAUCCCAUA
This is a messenger RNA of Myotis daubentonii (Daubenton's bat), 3737 nucleotides long. RefSeq names its product cysteine rich protein 3 (gene CRIP3). Lineage: Eukaryota; Metazoa; Chordata; Mammalia; Chiroptera; Vespertilionidae. The record is from RefSeq and is a predicted model, not a curated record.